AAAGCUACUCAAAUUCUGCAACCCUAUGUAUGUGACUAUUUCUUGUUGCAUCGAUAGUUAGUGUGUAGCUCAUGAAAUGUUUAUUUUCAUGUUCACUGACCGUAUUUCUGUGUCUUCUGUCCCACAGGUGAACGAUGACCGAAUACAAGCUGGUGGUGGUGGGAGCAGGAGGCGUGGGCAAGAGCGCACUCACCAUCCAGCUCAUCCAGAACCACUUUGUGGACGAAUAUGACCCCACCAUCGAGGUAAAAAGUUAUUUCAGUACAACCAUGUGUCUUUUACUACAACAAGGCAUGCCUGGGAGUCAGGAGGCAAAGUUCCUUAAAAAUAAAUUGGGUACCAUUUUUGUGGCUGCCUGCUCCGCCUGCACAGGGGACUGCGCAGAGUUGCAUGGAAAAAUAACUGCAAUCAAAAAAAUCAUAUGUAUGUGCAAAUGCAAGUAAAAAUGUGCUCUAGAUUCUGUUAUUUGAAUGUAUGAAUAUAAUAUCAGAAGCAUGGUCUCCUUCAGUCAGUUUUAAAUUUGUAGGUUCAGUCAAAUUGAUAGAUGGCUACUUGAUGAAAUGCUUUAGUGGUUUGACAUGUCAUAAAUUAUUAAGCUGAAAGCUAUAUAUUUUAUGACUGCUUGAAGAUUGAAUGCAUUUCUUCCCUGGUGCACAUAUAGUCUCUUACCUGGUCAUCCCAUCCAUUUUCUUAGAUUCUAAUACUAUUGUAUUUCCUCUGGAACAUUAUCAGAUGAGCAUUCUAUGACCAUAUAGUUACGUCGAGGAUUUCUGAGCCCUAGUCAGGUAGACUGGACACAUAUGAAUAUGUGAUCAUUCAUAGGUGUCCAGUCCUGAACCAUCCAUCUCUCUCUUUCUUGCGCCCUCCUUCAGGACUCGUACAGGAAGCAGGUGGUGAUUGACGGGGAGACGUGUCUGCUGGACAUCCUGGACACUGCAGGUCAGGAGGAGUACAGCGCCAUGAGGGACCAGUACAUGAGGACAGGGGAGGGCUUCCUCUGUGUCUUCGCCAUUAACAACACCAAGUCCUUCGAGGACAUCCACCACUAUAGGUGAGCUAGGUUCUGCCACAACAUCUGAAGUACUGCUGCCGAUUGCACUGGUGGCGGUAAGCCGGACUGUAGUUAAACCAGCGGACUAUAGUUGUGCCAGCCGACUAUAGUUGUGCCAGCCGACUAUAGUUGCGCCAGCCGACUAUAGUUACAUCUGUUUCCAAGCAGACACAGUUGUGCCAGCCAUAUCCCAUCAAUUGUGUCAAAGCCAACAUCACUCUCUACCUGUACAACCCACUCUUUAACCAACCCUUUAACCAGAUUGUGUGUGAAAUCAAUAACCCCAAAAAGGAGUCCAUUCCGUACUUUGGACGACCAAAGCAUUGCACUGGUAUUUAACUCUUGCCUUCCCUGUCAUCUUUGUUCAACAGAGAGCAGAUCAAGAGGGUGAAAGACUCGGAAGACGUGCCCAUGGUGCUGGUGGGAAACAAGUGUGACCUGCCGUCCCGGACGGUGGACACCAAACAGGCUCAGGACUUGGCGCGCAGCUACGGCAUCCCCUUCAUCGAGACCUCGGCCAAAACCAGACAGGUGAGAGAUGGAGACAACAGGUCCUAACUUUGCACCUGGUAUAACUUUGCACCUUAGUAAAUCGAGCCCUUGUAGCUUGUAGUGUCGAGGGUAUUUGCUGGCGUGAACACAGCAGCCAUUCAACUGUUUUCGCCACAGAUCAAUUUUCAUUAUUGUAGCAAGAUUACUUCUUACCAGCUGUGUCAGGUGUCCAUGCAAUGGCUUUUUACAAUCAUGGCCACUUCAAUCUCACAAAAUGCUGUGGUCCUCUUUUGACUCCUGUGGUGCCUUUUUGAUUUGUGUUGGUAUCAAUGGCUAUAUAUAAUAUGUGCUCUGUUUCUAAAUGGUGCUUGGAAAUGUGUCGGGUAAUGUACUGUACAUAAUUAAAUUCCCUUUGCUUAAUUGAAUUCUUGAUUUAUGAAUUGCUGUAUCCGUGCAUGCUCUUCUGUCAUGGAAAUGUGGCAUUCUUUCACCAUUAGAGGCUCCAUAACGGAUCUGGCAUUGUUUUAAUCAACAAAUCAGUCAAUCUCUGUCACUGAAUCGUCACGACAGAGGGGAAAUUGUCGGUAAUUGUUGUGUGGCGGGGUGAUAAUCAUGCUUAAUGGACAGUGGGAUGGAAGUGAUUGUGUGCUGGAUGGUGCACUAUUGUCUGUUCUAUUAUGUGGUUGCUGGCUUGGCUUCAGUGGUGUGUGUCAUGUGAGGAUUUGCGUGGCUGGCUGGUGAUGUAUGUGGCGAUUUGUCAGUCGGUGGACCUUCUCCUGCUCUUUUUGCAUCGGUCCAAUCACAACUCCUUCUGGGGACACUGAUUGGUCUCUUCCAGCUCACUCCUCCAAUGGUCGUAUCGCCCAGCUACCUGGUGUUGCUCUUGGACUGAAAUCACGAAUAAUACACACACCACUUUCACACCUUUACAAUGACACUGAGUUUUAUGUUUGUACCUGUCAUUCCCCUGUGAAGUUAAAUUAUUAAUUAUGUUUUAAACUGCCAAAAAAAAAUGCAUCCUCAGAUUUAUACAUCAGCCCUAUACACAGCUAAAUGUAGACUUGGUCAACAUAGAAUGCCUAUACAAUGAGUGUACAAAACAUUAGGAACACCUUCCUAAUAUUGAGUUGCACCCACCUUUGCCCUCAGAACAGCUUCAGUUCAUCGGGGCAUGGACUCUACAAGGUGUCAAGCAUUCCACAGGGAUGCUGGCUCAUGUUGAUUCCAAUGCUUCCCGCAGUUGUGUCAAGUUGGCUGGAUGUCCUUUGGGUGGUGGACCAUUCUUGAUACACACAGGAAACUGUUGAGUGUGAAAAACCCAGCAGCGUUGCAGUUCUUGACACACUCAAACCGGUGCGCCUGGCACCUACUACCAUAUCCCGUUCAAAGGCCCUUAAAUCUUGCCCAUUCACCCUCUGAAUGGCACACAUACACGAACUGUCUCAAUUAUCUCAAGGCUUAGAAAUCAUUUUUUUAACCUGUCUCCUUCCCUUCAUCUACACUGAUUGAAGUGGAUUUAACCAGUGACAUCAACAAGGGAUCAUAGAUUUCACCUGUAUUCACCUGGUCAGUUUGUCAUGGAAAGAGCAGGUGUUCCUAAUGUUUUCUAACACUGUGAGGGAACACAGUCCACAUAGUGUCCCUGUAUUCCCUAACACUGAGGGGUCAACAGUGCCCCUGUAUUCCCUAACACUGAGGGGUCAACAGUGCCCCUGUAUUCCCAAACACUGAGGGGUCAACAGUGUCCCUGUAUUCCCAAACACUGAGGGGUCAACAGUGUCCCUGUAUUCCCUAACACUGAGGGGUCAACAGUGUCCCUGUAUUCCCUAACACUGAGGGGUCAACAGUGUCCCUGUAUUCCCUAACACUGAGGGGUCAACAGUGUCCCUGUAUUCCCUAACUGAGGAGAGCUGUGUUUCGCACUGCAGAGAGUGGAGGAUGCCUUUUACAGUCUGGUACGGGAGAUCAGGCUGUACCGGCUGAAAAAGCUCAGCAAGGAAGAAAAGACCCCGCGCUGCGUCAAGCUUAAAAAAUGUGUUGUAAUGUGAAAGGGGUAAGUGUAUAGCGUCCGCGCUCCCUCACGUCCGUCAGGUGUGUAUUUGUGGUGUGUGUGUGGGAGGGUGUCGUCCGUGUGGUACCGAGCAGGGGGAGUGGUGCUCCUUGGUGGGCGGGAUCCAUCUCUUUUUAAGCUAACCUCCUGCUGUGGGAUCUCCUUGAAACCAGGCGUCCAUCUUAGUUUCUCCUCCUGUGGUAUCUGUAUCUCUGUGUGGGGUAUGUUUAUACUAUCGUGGGUGAUGAUCAUUCUGUAAUCUGCUCAACUGAGACAAAUCAGUGGUGCGAGAGGAUGGAGCUGGUAAGAUUGGAUCUGUGUGAUAUAUGGCGAUUGUGAUAAUCUGGGCAGAAAUGAAGUCUUGAAAUGGUGACUAAGGACGUGUGAUUACGGAGAUGUUCCACUGAAGUCCUGUGGCAACUGCGUGCAUUGAUGUCACGCACAACUCCCUUUGUUUCUGUCUUUCUCUCUCUUGUUCUUACUCUCCAUCUCACAAUCUGAAAUGACUUUGUCACCCAUUGUAUCAGGAAGGAAAUCAAUGUUGUGCUCAGUGAAUGGCAAAGACCUGGUUAUUUUUGGUCCCUGCCUCUCUUUGUGGCACCAUUGAUGUAGCCAUUGUCUUUGCUGUUGUCUGCUGGGCCAGCUCAUGCCACAAAUCCACCUACCUACGAAUCAAUACGCAAUGAACACAUUUGUAACGCAAGUUUGCAUCUAGUCUACAUACUAGGAGUGCACACCGAAAUUGCCACCCUAUUCCCUAUAUAGUCAAAAGUAGUGCACUAUAUUGGGGAAUAGGGGUGCCAUUUCAGACAUUUGCAUCUGACCAAGCUUUCAUGUUAGUCACAGAUGAGAACAUAAGUGUUUUUGAGAAGAGUUUUCAAAACAAACCUUAACUUAUCUUUUUAUUUUUAUUUCCCAAGGGUGUCGAUGAUGCGUUUUACACAUUAGUGCGGGAAAUCCGAAAACACAAGGAGAAGAUGAGCAAGGAGGGCAAGAAGAAGAAAAAGAAGUCCAAGACAAAGUGUAUACUCAUGUGA
Molecule: messenger RNA, 4630 nt
Organism: Coregonus sp. 'balchen'
Lineage: Eukaryota; Metazoa; Chordata; Actinopteri; Salmoniformes; Salmonidae
Source: the annotation of a GenBank genome assembly